UAUAGCAGGACAGUGGCAGGCAUUCUGACACUGGGGGGAACUGACUUGGUGUCACUGACAUCCCCAGUGACACCAAUACAGUUAUCAGUGCUAAUUAAAAGCACUGACACUGUGCUAAUGGCACUAGGCAGGAAGGGGUUAACUUGUGGGUUGAUCAAAGGGCUAACUGUGUGCUGUGUGUGUGCUUUACACUGGGGCGGUGUCUGUGUGCUUCACUGUAAGCACACUGCUUUGGAUGGCUGUGCUGUGCACAGCCAUCCAAAGCAGUGUGCCCGAGCUGACAGGGAGGAGAACAGU
Messenger RNA from Staurois parvus, 297 nucleotides. NCBI's taxonomy places the organism in Eukaryota, Metazoa, Chordata, Amphibia, Anura, Ranidae. The record is from the annotation of a GenBank genome assembly.